This is a messenger RNA of Hyaloscypha bicolor E, 2685 nucleotides long. Its product is annotated as phosphatase-like protein. Gene Ontology annotation, biological process: protein dephosphorylation. The transcript has 2 exons. The coding region runs from base 1 to 2685 and encodes 894 amino acids. The record is from RefSeq and is a predicted model, not a curated record. Gene Ontology annotation, molecular function: protein tyrosine phosphatase activity. Lineage: Eukaryota; Fungi; Ascomycota; Leotiomycetes; Helotiales; Hyaloscyphaceae.
AUGGUGACGAAGACGGCUACGAGACCGAUCCCUCGGUCUUCCCAUUCACAUUCCCAUUCCAGUUCCCGCACUCCUCGAGCUACAAAUCCUCUGAGCCCUCAAUUAUCACAAGUCUCGGCGUCUGUUGGCCAGUCACUACCCCCAAACGCAGUGCCUUUUCUUCGAUCACCUGGCGCAGCACAAGAUGUUCGAACACCCUCGCCGAAUUACUUUGGGCUUGUUGUCGAUCCUGCCAGCGAAGGGCGAGAUACUGCUCCAGGUCCCGUCGGUUGGAGCCCAUCGACUUCCUCGAUAAUUUCCUAUCCAUCACCGCAAGUCAUUCCUUUAGAUUCAAACCGAGAAUAUGAGGCUUUUCGAAGGCAGUCGGAGGAACAUAACAACUUCAAACUCAGCCAUGGGAACCUUCAGCAUUUUGCAUCAACUCCAGGUGCACAUGUGCGUCCCAAGAUAGAUCGAAAACCUUCAAGAUCGGAUUCUCAAGAACAUCCUCCGUCUCCCAGAUCUAGGCCGAAGGCUCGCGGUGCUACCCCUGAUCGAAUGGACCUGGAUGGCGAACGACAAGCUCGAUUUGCGUCUCCAGAGCCCAUGCGACCUAGAGAGGCAUCUUUAAAUGCGCCUUCGUUUUUCGACAUACCCCGCCAACAAUCUCCUGUCAAUGUUGGUCCUCUUCCGGUGCAAAGGAAUGCACUCUCAAGCCUUGACGAUCGACAUCCUCGACUAUCAUUGCCUCAAAAUAAAGCGGAUCCUCCCUCACCACACCUGAGGAUUCAACAACCAGGCUUACAACAUCCCCGGGCAGAUACACUUCCCUCCUCUCUAGAAGAUGGACCUGUCAUGAUAUCUUCGGCCCAGCUAAGAGAUAUGAUAAACAGUAUUCCCGCUGGGCAACUCCUGUUGUUAGAUCUUCGCGUGUUCCCGCAGUUUUCACAGUCACGAAUACAUGAUGCUCUGAACCUGUGCAUACCUACAACGCUAUUAAAGCGGCCCUCCUUCAAUCUGCAGAAACUACAAGACACAUUUACCAAUGAGGCCGAAAAAGCCAGAUUUUCUCAGUGGAGGAACGCCAAAUAUAUCGUUGUUUAUGACGCUUUCUCUGAUGAGAAAAAGGACGCAACGUCAGCAAUCAACACCCUCAAGAAAUUCUCCAACGAAGGCUGGAAAGGGCGAUCCUACAUUUUGAGAGGCGGGUUCGCAUACUUUUCUAAGCACUUUCCGCAACUCAUUGAUCAUCGGUCGACUCAAGAAUUGCAGUCUUCAAAGAUCAGUCUCUCCUUGGGAACUUCAGGACCCGAAGUCGCGCCAGUAGCCGGAGGUUGUGUAAUGCCUGCUACUAAAAAUGCUGCAAACCCAUUUUUCAGUAACAUCCGACAAAAUCAGGACUUGAUUGGUGGUGUGGGCCAGAUGGACAUCAAAAUGCCAGAGGAAUUGAUUGCAGAAUCCGACAAGAUCCUUCCGGAUUGGCUCCUCCAAGCCGCCACAAAAGAAGACCAUGGAAGGAAGGUUUCUGAUAAGUUCUUGCGUCUUGAGCUUGCUGAACAGUCGAGGAUGAGUAGAGCUCUCUCUUCCGGCGUUUCUUAUGGCACACCUGCUGGAGGCACCAAAGAUGUUCAAAUCGCCGGCAUCGAGAAGGGCGGUAAAAAUCGGUACAACAACAUCUGGCCGUUCGAGCAUGCCAGAGUGAGACUCCAGGGUCGUUCGGACGGGGCUUGUGACUAUGUCAAUGCUAGUCACAUUAAGGCUUCGCGAAGUAAUAAACGGUAUAUUGCUUCGCAAGGCCCCCUACCUGCAACUUUUGAGGACUUCUGGAGCGUCAUUUGGGAUCAAGAUGUACGGGUGAUUGUCAUGCUGACCGCCGAAUCCGAGGGUGGACAACUCAAAUGUCACUCGUACUGGGCCAGUCAAGAGUACGGACCGAUGAGGCUUAAAAGCCUUUCCGAGAAGAAGGUGUCUCUGGAUACAAAGAGACAUCGCACGCCAGCGGAACGCAAAGAUCCGGGUCGACGACGUGCUAACACGACCGCAGAAAGUGCACCUGCUCCACAGCCUGCAGAGCCUCCUUACGCCAUUAUCCGGAAGUUCACACUCUCUCAUGCUGCACACCCAUUCUCGCCCAUGCGUGAAAUUACACAAGUUCACUACUCCUCCUGGCCUGAUUUCGGAGCGCCUGCAAGCCCAAGCCAGCUUCUAGGCCUGGUCGAACUAAGCAACUUCAUUCAGCGCGCCACCGCAGCACCUACCCACUCCCCCCGCUCUGAUGAUCCAGAAUCUGAGGAAGCUUCUCGACCGAUGUUGGUUCACUGCAGUGCCGGCUGCGGCCGGACUGGUACAUUUUGCACUGUUGAUUCCGUGAUCGACAUGUUGAAGCGCCAACGCAAAGAGAUGAAGAGCGGUGUUACGCCAAUGGAGGUGACCGCAUCGAGCGGAGGAGAUUAUAUGGGGAAAGGGAAGGCCCCUGGAACCGACAGCUCCGGGGGUUGGGUUUUCGACCAGGAUUUAGAUCUUAUUGAGAAGACAGUGGAAGACUUUAGGGGUCAGAGACUAAGCAUGGUGCAAAGUUUGAGGCAGUAUGUCCUGUGUUAUGAGACAGUACUGGAAUGGAUUGCUCAGCAGAGUUUUGGAGGCAGUAAGACGGGUCGGGAUCGAAGUGGUAGUGAUGCCACUGGGACCGACCGACGGCUCAGCUGA